Paramecium sonneborni is the source of this 2456-nucleotide messenger RNA. The record is from the annotation of a GenBank genome assembly. Lineage: Eukaryota; Ciliophora; Oligohymenophorea; Peniculida; Parameciidae.
AUGCAAUUAAAAACAAAGCUAUUGCUGACUUAAUUGAUGUUAUAAAAUUUAAUAAGUUUGAUUUAAGCUGGAAAUCAAGAGAGUAAGGAUAUGAUGAUUGUAAUUGAGAAUGCAAUUGGAAUAAUAUUGAAUUUAGUAAUUUUCUGUCUCAUAUAUUCAAAAUAGAGAGAGGACAUAAUCAACUCAGUUGUACAAUUUCAUAUUAUUUUUUAAUUGGAAAUAAUAUUUCACAAUGUUCACAACAUAAACAAUUACUUUCUACUAAUCUACUUACUGUCAAUUGAAAACAUUUUAAAAAAUAACAAUAAAUGUUAUUAAAUCUUAACACACCUACUCUGCUUGUACAUUUCUGUAAGGAUAAUGAUCUAAUUUUAUUCUUAAUUUGCUACUUUUUAAUUUAUUUUGUUUGUUCUAUGGUAACCUCUCAACCAUACACUUUUACAUCUAGACAAAUUAUCAUAACUAAAACCUCCUUUAAUACCAAAUACUCCUUCAUAAAAAUAAACAAAUCCUCAUGCUCAUUUAAGUUAUGGAGAUCAUUAAUAAUAAGAUUUAUUAGAUGAGAAAUCACCACCUCCAGAAAAAAAUGUGAAUUUUACUUUAGAUGAAGAUCUUCUAAAUUGUCUACCUUAUGGAUUAGCAUUAAUCGAUAAAAAUUAUCAUGUACUCCAUCAUAAUGGAAAACUAUUAAAUUAUUUAAUGGUUUAGUCAACCGAUUAAAUAGUUAAUUCCUUAGAUUAAUUAUUAUCUAAGUAAAUCUUUAUAUUAUUUUUAUAGUGCUGAGCUAAACUCUUUUAAAACUCACCUCAAUUCUAAAUAUAAAUCUCCCAUAGUCCCUAUUCGAAAACUUAAAUAAAGUUCUGCUAACCAUUAUUAAGUAGGCUCUGGAAGAAUCUUAAAUUAAACCAAUUGGCUUUCUGAUCGUUUAAAAGUCAAUUUAAAAAAUAGGGAGUCUUUUCAAUCUAGUAUUUAAGAUGAAGCUACUUAUUCAUAUGUUUAAUUUGUUAUGAAUGAAUUUUAAUCUCAUAUUCAUCGAUAAAUGAGUAAUGGAUAAGAUAGUUAAUCAAAAGCAUCCGAAACUACUCAUAUGUUCUAAUUUCAUGUAGUUUAAGAUCUUAAAAUAAAAAAGAAACACUUUUAAAUAAAAGUUUAUGAAGUCAAAAUAUAGGCUAAACCUAAAGAUCCAGUAUAUUUAUUUGUAAUAGAGAAUAUUACAAAUAAAGAAGAACUCAAAGAACUAACUUUCAGAUAUAAAUUUUAAUAAGCUUUAUUAAACUCAUUUAGUCAUGAAUUAAGAACACCAUUAAAUUGUUCUUUACCUUUAUUGUAAAUUUUGAGUUAAAAAAUAGAGGAGAAUCUUUAUUCUAAUUUUUUAUUGCCUGCAAUUACAUCAAGUAAAAGAUUACUAUUAUAAAUUAAUGACAUAUUAGAUUAUGCUUAAAUUGAAUGUUAAGAUUUUAAAUUAAAUUUAGAUAAAUUCUAUGUUAAAGACUUAUUUAAUGAUUUAAAAGAAUUAUUUCAAUCAGAAUGUCAAUAAAAAUAAAUUGAAUUAAUCUUAAAUUUUAAUAAUUAAUUACAAAUUUACAGUGAUAAAAUAAGAAUUACUUAAAUCUUAGUAAAUUUAAUGAAUAAUUCAGUUAAAUUUACAAAGUAAGGUGGUAGAAUAGUACUUUCAGUUAAAAAAAGGGAUAAUUAACAUAUUUUUUCUGUUUGGGAUAAUGGGGAAGGAAUAAGUAGUGAAUAAAUGUUAGAUAUGUAGAAUCGUUUAUAAUAAUAAUAAAAUGUUUCAAAUAAAUUAGGAUUGGGUCUAAGAGUAUCGAAAGGAAUAGUAAAAUAUUUAAGUGGAGAUGGAGAAUUACAAAUUAAAAGUGAGAAAGGAUUUUAUACAGUUGUAAGUUUUUGUAUAAACGAACAAAUGAAGACAGGAAUUCAAGAAGUUGGAUUAUCUUUAAAAGACAUAGAUGAAAAUGGUUCUAAUACUAAAGAUUCAGUUUAAAAAGUUUAUGUUUCCUCAAAAAUGUUUUUAAAUUAAUAAUGCAAAUGUCCAUAGAUUCUUAUAGUGGAUGAUGUACCUUUUAAUCAUAUAGCAUUACUCGCAUUAUUAUAAGCCUAUGGAUGGAAAGCAGAUAGUGCAUAUGAUGGGGAUUCUGCAAUUAGAAAAGUCAAACAAAAAUUACACAAUACUUGUUGUAAAAUCUUUAGAUUGAUUUUUAUGGACAUUGAAAUGCCAGGAAAGAAUGGAUUUGUUGUUAGUAGUGAAGUAUUGAUGCAUAAAUUAAUUAGAGAUUUCAGAAAUUCUUCGUAAUGAAAAAUAAAGUACCGUUAUAGUAAUGUGUUCUGCAUAUAAUGGAUAAGAGAAUGCCAAAUAGGCUCAUGAGAGUGGUAUGCAUGAAAUCUUAUCUAAACCAAUUUCAUUAGAUUCUUUGCAAACGCUUUUAGGAAAAUACUUUUGUUGA